Mytilus californianus (California mussel) is the source of this 2386-nucleotide messenger RNA. Its product is annotated as heparan-sulfate 6-O-sulfotransferase 3-B-like. The transcript has 2 exons. Gene Ontology annotation, molecular function: heparan sulfate 6-sulfotransferase activity. Gene Ontology annotation, cellular component: membrane. The record is from RefSeq and is a predicted model, not a curated record. NCBI's taxonomy places the organism in Eukaryota, Metazoa, Mollusca, Bivalvia, Mytilida, Mytilidae. The coding region runs from base 238 to 1368 and encodes 376 amino acids.
AACAACUUGUAUUCCGAAGGUUGCAAAAAGAUGGAUGGAAACAAUCUUCUCUCUUCUGGUGACUUUUAUCUGCUUCGUUAUUGAAUAUAAAAAUAUAGACACAAAGAGAAACCGUUAAAGAAAUAACAUGAAUGAAUUGUAAUAAAUGUCUUAGGGCAUUUUUUUAACUGACGUUCGAAGCAGAUCAUUUUGACAAAGCAAACAUCCUAAAGAAUGUGUAAAAAGUAGAUUUAGAAGAUGAGAAGGGGUAACAUAAGACUCCUUGUAACCAUAUGUGUCUUUGUGGCAUUAUUUAUUUUAUUGUUAUGUCUUUAUUCGGAUCAAAAUCAUUAUUUAUUUUCACAGAAAACAAAUUCAUAUUCUAUUGACUUGAACUUUGACAGAAAACUACUGGACAAAGACUAUGAACUUGAUUUAGAAGAUGAAGAUGUUCUUGUUUUUCUUCACAUGCAAAAAACUGGUGGUACAACUUUUGGAAAACAUCUAGUUAAAAAUCUUGACAUUGACCAACCUUGUGAAUGUAUUAAAGGGAAGAAAAAAUGUAACUGCUUAACUCGAAAGCAAACCGUCUGGUUAUUUAGUAGAUACUCUACUGGUUGGGCAUGUGGUCUUCAUGCAGACUGGACAGAAUUAAAGGGAUGUGUCGAUAAAGAAAUGGACAAGCAAGAAGGUUUACAUAGAAAAAGAAGAUUCCACUAUAUCACCAUACUUAGAGACCCAGUGAGGAGAUAUAUAAGUGAAUGGAAACAUGUUCAGAGAGGAGCUACAUGGAAAGCUGCAAAACUUUAUUGUAAUGGACGCCAAGCUUCUUUAGAGGAAGUGCCAUUUUGCUUUGAAGGCUCAACAUGGAAGGGUGUAUCAUUGGAAGAAUUCAUAAAAUGUAAAUUUAAUCUUGCUAAUAAUCGACAGACAAGGAUGUUAGCCAAUCUAAGUAAAGUCAACUGCUACAAUGGGACAGGAAUGAAUGAGGAACUUAGACAAAGAUUAUUACUUGAAAGUGCAAUUGAAAACCUUAAAAAUAUGUCUUUUUUUGGUUUAACAGAACAUCAACGAGAUACUCAACUCUUAUUUCAACAUACUUUUCACAUAAAAUUUUCUAAAGAUUUUGAGCAGUACAACAAAACACAUUCCGAAAAAGCUGAACAUAAGGUUACGCAGGAACAAAUAAGUUUGAUAGAAAAUCUGAAUGCUAUAGAUGUUAAAUUAUAUAAAUUUGCCAAAAGAUUAUUUGAAGAAAGGGUAAAGGUAAUGACAGAAGAAAUUAAUGAGUCUGAGUCUUCUCCUGUCAGUCUGAUUGACAGAAAAUCUGGAGAACAACAUAAUGAAACACUAGAUUAUGUCGAGGAGCUGUUUAAAGAUGCAUCCUAAAAUUCCAAAUAAAGUCAUGUUUAAUCAAGUUAUGGUUCAUUAAAUGAAAGAUUGAUUGUACAAAAUAAUGUUUAACUCUUAUAUUCUGUCUAUUCAGCUAUUACCCAAAGUUUUAUGAAAUUUUAAGGAUGUUUAAUUCAUAUGACUCACUAUCAAACCAGCAACAGAUGGUCCAGAAAGCCUGACUCACUAUCAAACUAACAACAGAUGGUCCAGAAAACCUGACUCACUAUCAAACCAGCAACAGAUGGUCCAGAAAUCCUGACUCACUAUCAAACCAGCAACAGAUGGUGCAGAAAAACUGACUCGCUAUCAAACCAGCAACAGAUGGUGUAAAACCAAUUUCACCAAAGUCAUCACAGAGAAAUGGCCAUGAAAAAACCUUUUAAUUGUACAGUACAUUUUAAUUCAAGUUUGAUGAAGAAAAUUAGUAUAAACAUAAAUGAUAAAUUUGAUGUGUUUAAAAUUUGUCAUUUUCGGGCUGUGGAACUUGAAAAAUUGAAGGUACAUCUGAAACUCAAGACAAAAAUAUUACUGCAUUUUUUCCAUUGUGAAAAAAGACAAAUCAGACUUAAGUUUUCAAUUUUAUGAAAUAUUUAUGAAAUAUAUAUAGCGAGAGAAGAGAGAGAGAGGUAGAAUGAAUUAUGCUAUCAAAUCAAGCUCAGUUUAUUUUAUUUUAAGAUGUAUAUGUGAUAAGUGAUAAAGAAGAAUGAUCUAUUUUGUCUGUUUUAUGCAUACCAUUCCAAACUGAUACAGUUUGUACAUCACACAUGUCACAUGUCUUAGCAGAGACAUAUUUGACAAUAAUGUAUAUUUUUGUAAUUCAUAGGAGUUGUUGUCAGAACUACUUUAUAUUCAAUAUUAAGGAAUAUUUAAGAUCUCAUUACAAAGCAUUUAUGUUAUUUUUUCUUUUUUGACAUUUUGUAGUCUGUGAUAUAUUGUCAUAUAAAUCCAUUUGUUAAAUCAUAAUUAUACCAAGAAGUUGGUACGUUGAUAAUAAACUUGUGUUUGUAUAAUA